Messenger RNA from Bactrocera oleae (olive fruit fly), 2636 nucleotides. RefSeq names its product YKT6 v-SNARE (gene Ykt6). Gene Ontology annotation, cellular component: Golgi apparatus. NCBI's taxonomy places the organism in Eukaryota, Metazoa, Arthropoda, Insecta, Diptera, Tephritidae. The record is from RefSeq and is a predicted model, not a curated record. Gene Ontology annotation, biological process: endoplasmic reticulum to Golgi vesicle-mediated transport. Gene Ontology annotation, molecular function: SNAP receptor activity.
CUUUUUCUUGCCACAUUUAAUUUUUUUUCACAUAUUAAAAACAAAUAAAUAAAUUGUAAAUUCUAAAAAGAUUAGAUUUAAACAAUGUGGCAACAUUUUGAGAAAAUUACAUUUUGAUUUGACGGAUGACGACAUAAGAUAAUAGACAAAAGUUUGCAAAAAAACACACACACUGAAUAUCAAAAUUUUAAAGAAAUUUAAUUCAGAAGGAAAAAUUAUAGUUGCUGUUUUUGUUAACAUAAAAUUUUGACUAAACAACGCAUAACCAUCAAAAAUACAAUAAACUUCGUCUGGAUUCUUAAUAUAUAAGUGGGACCAGCUUAUUGGUGAAACUUCGCUUGCGUUUAAACAGUCAAUUUUUCGGGCAAGUCAGCUAAAAACAAAAACAAUGGUGAAACUAUUUGCACUGAGCAUUUUUUACAAAGGUUCUGCGGAAGCUCGCCUAUUAAAGUCUACGUACGACUUACAGUCAUUUUCAUUCUUUCAACGCGGCACAGUUCAAGAGUUCAUGACUUUUGCAUCAAAAACCAUUGUGGAGCGUACACAACCCGCCAUGCGACAGUCAGUUAAGCAGGAGGCGUAUAUGUGUCAUGUGUACGUACGAGCUGACAAUUUAGCUGGUGUAUUGAUUGCGGAUCAUGAAUAUCCGCAGCGCGUUGCUCAUACGCUCAUCACAAAAAUCUUAGAUGAGUUUAGUGCGAAAAUUAGUGCAGACAGUUGGGAAACGGGGUCUGAUGCAACGAUUGAUUUCAGUACAUUGCCUGCUUAUUUAGCUAAAUAUCAGGACCCAAAAGAGGCAGAUGCAUUGACUAAAAUGCAAAACGAUUUAGAUGAAACUAAGAUUAUAUUAAAGAAUACAAUUGAAGCAGUGCUUGAGCGUGGCGAGAAGCUAGAUGACAUGGUAAUUAAAUCAGAAAAUCUUUCUAUGCAAAGUAAAGCAUUUUACAAAACAGCCAAAAAGACAAAUUCAUGUUGCAAUUUUAGUUAAGUGAUUUAGAUAAGCUGAAAUACAUACAAAAAAAAAACGAUUUUUCGCGGGAAAAAACUGGAUUUUUUUUUAUAUUUUCUUUGAAAACGUAUGUAUACUCGUUAUGUUUAUUCAAACUGUAAUUGCUUAGAACGCUGCUUUUUUGUUGAAACAAUAAUGAUAACAGAAUGUGUUAAGGUGAAAUUAGUUGAAGAGAGACACGAAAUUAUGUAUGCGAAAUAUAAGAGAAAAGAGCGUAAACUCAUAAAUUCAACCUAUUCCAAAUAAUUGAGUUUGAUUUUUAUCAAUAUAUUGUUUUGUUAUGAAAAAUAUGGAGGAAGAAGUUCGAGAAAGCCAAACACUCUUUUGGCGAGUGGCACUGAAAAUGUUAAGGAUAUUGCCCAAACACUGUUUAUAUACAUAUGUAUUCAUAUUGCAUGUUUUUUUUAUAAGAUAUUUGAUGAGAUUUUAGGUAACAACAUAUAUCUAUAAAUAAAUUUAAGCAAAUGUUAGUAUGUAUAUACUUUUAAUUAAAUAAAAUAGGCGAUGACAAGUUCUGCACUGCAAACACAUGAUUUUUCACAACAGGCUUAAAAAUUCCAAAAAGUAUUUUAUGCAACAAAUAUGAGUAAUGAUCCCGAAAAGUUGAGUGAAAAUGAGUUCCGAAUUGCACAAAUUGAGAACAACUAUAUAUUUGACUUUAAGGCCUCGGUAACACACUUGUUCGUAUAAUAUAUUGUAUACUGGACUGAAUUUCUAGUUGAUUUAGGAAACAUUUUAAACUGCAAUUAUUGAAGACAUGCAAUUAAUGCAUUGAAACAUUCGGAGGUACCACAAAAAUUAUUCAGUACAUCUCACAAAGAAGACAAAUUGCAGCAAAACUAAACUACCUACUAUUGCAUGCACAUUUUAUACAAGUGUAAAAUUUAUAAAAAGAUAUAUACUUCAAUAUAUUGCUAUUGUACCAGUCUUGCACAUAUUCAGGAAAAUAAUUGCAAAGUAUUUGUUUUACAGCAAUAGAUGGAUGAGUAGUAAGGCAUAGCAUUAAAAAAAACGUAACGAAAUGAAUUCUAUCAAAUUAAUAAAUAAAUGUUUGUAAUUUUUGGAAAGUGUAUUUGAAGAGACUAGGUUAUGCGGAUUAUUUAAAAUUAAAAUAUGCAAUGAAAUUAUAUAUUGUUUUGAUGUCUAGUGUAUGAAUUAUACGAAAAAAACUGUUGUUGCAAUGAUUUGCUUAAUUUUGUCUAAAAACCAUUUCUUAUACUUAAAAAGUAUCUCUGCAAAUUUAUAUGUAAUACUGUUAUAUAUGUACAUACAUAGGUAUACUUUUUGUUUUUAUGCCUUAAAAAUGUACUAGCAUAUAUUUGUUGUUUCAAAGAUAUUUUAGUCACAGUUUUGAUAAGUAAGUUUACAAAUAUAUAUUUGGAAAAAUAAAUUCUUAGAUACAUAUGUAUAUACCAUACAUCUAUGUACAUACAUAUAUACAUAUAUGAUACAUUAUAUAGGUAUUUAUAUACUACACAUAAACGAAUAACCCAACCGAUGAAAAUCCAAUAUGAAAUUAUUACUAUUGUGGCUUGAACUUAAUGUUGCAAGUAUCGGAUAUAAACAAUACGCAAAUACUCGUGUUCCUCUAAAUGUUAGUUGGAAAAAAAAAAAAAUACAUUUAAAA